AUGUCGUUCAACUUCAAAUGGCCGACCUUCUCGGAAGAGUUCCACACCAGCGCGGCGCAGAUGCUCAACAGCGCGCUCAAUCGUGGUCCCAAACCCAAAGUGAUUGCAGAUGACAUCCUCGUCGAGGAGCUUGGCAUGGGUACCAUCCCACCAGAACUCGAAAUCCUCGAGAUCGGCGACCUUGGAACCGAUCGCUUUCGUGGCAUCUUUCGACUCACUUACGCCGGCGAUGCACACCUCGUCCUCAAAACCAAGGUGCAGGCCAACCCUCUCUCGAAACCCAAUCGACCCGAUAUCGGACUCUUUCCCUCCUCCAAUGCUUCGAGAGGCAUCCUCUUUGCCGCUGCACCGCUUGUCGUACCGAUGCAUCUGCGUCUCUCUUCCGUAAAGCUCCGUGCCAUCGUCGUCCUCGUAGUCUCCAAAGCGAAGGGCAUCACGCUCGUCUUCAAGAAUGAUCCCUUGGAAAGCGUCGAGGUCAGCUCCACCUUUGACAGUGUUGCCGUCAUUCAGAAAUACCUUCAACAAGAGAUCGAAGGUCAACUUCGCGAGAUGUUCAGGGAAGAUCUGCCUGGAAUCAUUCAUAGGCUCAGUCAAAAGUGGCUCAGCGGCGAGGUCAAGUCCGAGAAAGAAAGAGCCAAGCAGAAGGCCGAAGCAGAGGAACCUGCUUCAAGCUCAAGAGAGCCCACACUCACCCGCUCUACCAGCGAGCCUCUUGUUUCCAUCGAGACUGCAUCCGCGCCAGGCGGCACGCCACGCAAGUCGCAAUCGAAAAGUAAAAAGCAAGCCAAGUCCGGCACAAGCGUCGCCAGAUCCGCCUCCUCGCCAAGUCGAUCGCCUCAAAAACCACGUCCGAACGUGCGCCGACCUCGCCACGUUGCAAAAGCUGCCUCUACAUCAGCCGUACCGCUUCAUGCCGACCUUCCUGCCUCGCUUUCUUCGCCCUUCGAUGCUGCCUUCCCCGACAUUGAAAACUACGACCCGACCUACGGCUUGCGCCCGGACGACCUGCCUACUCAUUCCGGAUUCUCUGGUCUCGGCCGUCUUGCUCAACGUGGCCUCGGUGGUCUCAAGGAUCUCACCGCGUCUCCGGCGUUGGAUUUCGGUCCGGCGCCAGAAACGACCCCGGACGUCGAUCUCGAGCAAUCCUUCAUGUUCGAAGAUCUCGACAGGCAGUCAGUCGAGGUUGACUCGGAGAUCGAGCAGGGUCUAGAUGCUUACAGCAGCUCGCAAGAUGGCGACCGCACCGAGGACGACGUGACCACCGACUCGGAACUCGAUGCAGCCUCGGACGAAGUUGCGGACGACGUCUCGGACAUGGACGUGCAAGAGAGAGACGGCAUCGUCGACACAUCGCUCGACUACAGUCGCUUCGGGUAUCCUCCCGCUUCAGCCGCCUUUUCGGACACAAAUGAGCUCCACCGUGCCUCUUCCAUCAUCUUCGAUGAUCAACCUCAGCUUUCACGAAAGCGCAGCAAGCGAGGCUCGGUCUCUGGUCGGCCCACGCCAGGCGCAAGACGGCCGUCCUCUAGCCGCUCGGAGAGGUCAGCAAGCACCUCGGCUCCGAAGAAGAAGGAAGAGCCCGAGGUAGUCUACGAGACCAUCCCGGCAGUGGGCGGAGGCACUAUCACGAGGCCACGAGUCUAUCAUAUUGCCAGUAAGGUGCAGCCGCCCGAGGUGGACUGGGACGACGAAGAUACCGCGCGCCCGUCUCAGUACGGUGGCACCCCAUCUACAAGGACGGGUGCGACACGAUUCGGCUCAGAUUACGGCAGCGCCACCAUGGGUGCUCAGAGCUCACGCACAAACACCGUUCGGGGCCCGUAUGACUCGCCUCACCUCGAGUCUGCCUUUGUGUCGCGGGACAGCAGCGAAGACAGCUUGGUCGAUCUUCCGCCCGAGUCCCACCACAGCAGCGACGCAUCGUUACAGCAUGCCAAGGAAGCGGAGCGCUCAUCUGUCUCGGGCUCAGAUUCAAGAAGAGGCAUGACGCCGGAGUCUUCCUUCCGCGACCUCUCCAUCCAGGAAUGGAAUCAGAGCGCCGCCAGUACCACUCCGACCUCAUUCCUGUCGCAACAGCGGGAUGCGCACAACAGACACGACGUAGCAGCGCGGUCGGCCAGUGCCACAGCCGGCUCGCGUCCUGAGUACAAUUCGGGCCUGUCCUUCCGCAAGAACAAGAGUGCGAAUCAUCAACGCUCCUUGACCAUGGGUGGCGCUGGAGACGGCAGCCUGCCAUCUCAGCGACUCGGCGAGGGCCCUGGCAUGUUUGCCACUCCAGCUCGAAGUCGAGAAUCAGCUGCAAGAUCGACGACAUCUCGACCAGGCUUCAUCACAUAUGCCACGUCUCCGCCCGGCGACUCGUCUGCCUGGCAGCGCAGCCCACCGCUGCGUGCGUCCUCGGAUCGCGACGCAGCGUUGUCGACGUCUCCAGGCACCGCACAGGACCUGCUUUCCACCUCUCCCUUCCGCGACUCGAGCUUGCAUCAUGGAAGCCCGAGGGGUGCGUCCAACACUGCAGGCGCAUACGCCAGCGCGAAAAACAGCCCACAGACAGGCGGACACAACAAAGGCGCCCAAGGUUCGGGUUCCGCACCGACUCGAUUGUCGAUCGAUGCUUCGGCCCACUUUUUGGACCUGGUCAAGUCCAAUCAUACCUUGAGUCCCUUCACGAGGAGCAUGGAGCACUUUACCGUGCGAAGUGCGCCCGUGACGCCUGGAUGGCAAACGGCGUCUGGUAGCGCGAGUGCGGUAGGAAGCAGCGCUGCAAGCGGAACGGGCACCACCAGCGGAAGUUCUCAAACCGGAGCCAAGGCGAAGCAGCGUCAGCACGGUAGCGGUGGAUCGGGUUCGCACGAUCAUCUUUCCGGUGACCGAGCUAGGGUAGAGCACAAGACACAGCAUCAAACAAGUUCGGCGGCACCAGCUUCGGCGUUACCUGCUCGACGGCGACGAACGUUCCAGCUGGGAGGCUCGAACUCGUCCAGCGACGAUGCCGUUUCGACCAAGACGAGCCGAGCAGACCAACGCGAAGGGUCACCGUCCAACAGCGACGAGCGUGGCUUUGCGACUUUUGCUGGUUCAGGCCCCAAACCGUUCCGAGCGCCAGGAUCGUCAGCGUCGUCUGCAGUGACCGAUUCUUCUUCUGGCAAGGGCAAUCGAUCGGGAAACAAGGAUCUGCGCAGGAGAAGCCGACCCGAUUCGAUGGGCCCUCCUUCCGAAGCUGCUAGGUUGAGCGCGUUGCGGUGGGAGGCGAUUCGUGAAUAG
Pseudozyma hubeiensis SY62 is the source of this 3264-nucleotide messenger RNA. RefSeq lists its product as hypothetical. Gene Ontology annotation, cellular component: ERMES complex. Lineage: Eukaryota; Fungi; Basidiomycota; Ustilaginomycetes; Ustilaginales; Ustilaginaceae. The transcript has a single exon. Bases 1 to 3264 code for a protein of 1087 amino acids. The record is from RefSeq and is a predicted model, not a curated record. Gene Ontology annotation, biological process: phospholipid transport; mitochondrion organization. Gene Ontology annotation, molecular function: lipid binding.